AUGGCCGAUGUGCUUUCCCCCCGCCGAGAGGGCUCGCCCUUCCACGGCCCAAUUCGCUCCCCAAUGCGCUCCCCAUCGUCCGCUUCGCUGUCCUUCGACACGUACACGCCACUCCGCAAGAACCAGUACUCGCUGCCAGACGUUUCCUCGCCCUCGCUGGCCUCCUCCUCACGCACAUCGUCAUUGCACUCUACGCCCUCGAGUAGUCUCUCCCUCGACACCAAGUCAGACGAGUCGAGUAGCGACGACGAUGGCCUGGCUUUCCCCAACUAUAGCACCGCGCGGCAGUACAGGAAAGGAUUUGCUCCCUGUGACAUGGAGACAUCCACCUCUAUAGCUACGGCUACGGCUACGGCUACGGCUACGGCAGCCCAACCUUCCGCAUCGCCCUCGCCACUACCCAGCGAGGGCCUUUCUUCAGAUACGCCAUUAACCACACCAGACCCACUACCCAUGUCAGAGGACGACACAGCAGUCCGCAAAGAGCCUUCACAUCACGUCGACUAUCUCUCGUACGAAUGGCGAGAGGAGGACAUUUGGUCGUCUUGGCGGCACAUUGUGGAGCACCGCAAAGUUUAUGGCGAGCGAUCCAGGCUCGAAAAUGCCUCCUGGAGGACGUGGGCCAAAUCGCAGUUCAAGCUGAAGACUGUGUCCCCUGAAACGCUGAAUUGGCUGAAAGACGUGGAUGUUACGUGGCUGUAUGGGCCUAUGCAACCUGCCUCGAACCGAUUGUGCUCGCAACAAAAUUCGGAGCCCGCCAGCCGGUUAUCCAAGUGUGGUUCUUUCGUCAAUGGCGUCAAGAAGCCAAUUCUUAAAAAGCGCAGCAUGUCAGAAGCCAUGCUACAGAGGUCACUUUCAUCUUCAUCGCUGGUAAAGCAGGCCGCAGAGUCAGUGCAGGCCCAACAGACGACAGGCGGGACUCUGGAGCUACGGAAAUCUCGACCAAUCAUCGGUAGGGCCACCCCUGAUCUGCCAACAUCCUCGACAAUGUCAAGAGGGUUGAUCUGGGAGGGCACCGACUACUUCUCUUCAAAGUCUACGUCGGGACUGCACACACCAGAUCACAGUGAGAAGAAGCACAUUCGAUUCGACGAUAAUGUGGAGCAAUGCAUUGCUGUGGAAUGCAAAGACGCUGAUGACGAUGAGGAUGACUACAACCACAACCCCUGGGCCAAGUAUCAUGAUGAAGAAUCUUCGUCUGACGAGGGCGUGGUGAUGAUGAAGCGCUCUCGAAAGAAGAGGCCGUUGUCACGAACGACAUCAACAACUAGCAUCAGCAGCGAUAACAAAACCAUCGCUAUGCUACCAUCCACAACACUCAAAUACAGGACCGACUCACCCGACGUCACAGCACAGCCCCAGUCUCAGGGAAUUGGUUUCUGGCGGCAAGGUCGAUUAUCACCUUCACCGUCACAAGAGACACUGAAGCCUUCUAAUCCGUCGAGAAACUUUCUACUCGCAGAGGAUGAUGAAGAGGGGGAUGCCUACUUUAACCCCUCGAGCGCGUAUGGGAGCAAGCGGCCCAGCACGCCGACUGCCUCAGACCCUUACUCAUUACGAGCGAGCAACUCGUCAACAUCCUUGGAGUCUGGUGGACUCCGAAGAACGGCAUCCGGCAUGUUUAUGCCUUUCGAGGACAACGAAGAAGACCCACCCCCACCUGGCAUAUUAGGUCGGGUUGUAGACACAGUUAAUACCGCACGAGAUAUUGCACAUGUGAUAUGGAAUGCCGGGUGGAAGAAUUAG
Molecule: messenger RNA, 1746 nt
Organism: Cucurbitaria berberidis CBS 394.84
Lineage: Eukaryota; Fungi; Ascomycota; Dothideomycetes; Pleosporales; Cucurbitariaceae
Exons: 2
Coding region: 1-1746 (581 amino acids)
Biological process (GO): protein catabolic process in the vacuole; cellular response to glucose starvation
Source: RefSeq, a predicted model, not a curated record